UCCUCUUCAAUGAUUGGCCGUGUGCUGUGUAGGUCUGCGCCUGCGCGAGGGCCAUGGAAGCCUGUCGCACCUGAGGGUGGGAGGCGGUGGUGUCCCCUUCCCUUCGGCGGGCGGCAGAGUUAGGGCUUUGAAAGAUAUUUGCAUCGUAUUAGAGAAAUCUGAAGUAACAGAAUAGAAAGUCUACACGCCCAUCGUCUGUGUUUUGAAACAAAUAUAUUGCCCAUAGAAAAUUACAUGGAAAAAAAAUCAUUAUUACAUGUUUUUCUUUUCCCAAAUUGUUUUCUACUAGAAAGCCACCCAAGAAAACACCAUGAAAGAUACUGACAUCAAGAGACUUCUAUAUACCAAUCUUUUGUGCAUAUUUGCAAUUUUCCUAAGCAUUUUUAUUCCAUCGUUCUUCCUGGACAACUUCUCAAUAUUGGAAGCUCACUUGACCUGGCUGUGCACUUGCUCAGCUUUUGUGACUGCUGUCAACCUCCUGUUAUAUUUAGUAGUGAAACCGAAUGUAUCCGCUAAAAGAAGUUCAUUGUCACACAAGGUAACAAGAGUUUUGAAAUGCUGUGUCUACUUUCUUAUGUCUUGUUUUUUCCUUCAUAUCAUUUUUGUUCUAUAUGGAGCACCACUAAUAGAGUUGGUGCUGGAAACAUUUUUAUUUGCAGUUAUUUUGUCUACGUUUACUACAGUUCCUUGUUUAUGUCUGUUAGGACCAAACCUCAAAGCAUGGCUGAGGGUUUUCAGUAGAAAUGGAGUUACGUCCAUCUGGGAGAACAGUCUUCAGAUCACAACAGUCUCUAGUUUUAUAGGAGCAUGGCUUGGAGCAUUUCCUAUUCCACUGGAUUGGGAAAGACCAUGGCAGGUGUGGCCCAUCUCCUGUACACUCGGAGCAACCUUUGGCUACGUGGCUGGCCUGGCUGUCUCACCACUCUGGAUAUACUGGAAUAGAAAGCAACUUACAUACAAGAACAAUUAAGAGGAGAAAGGGGAGAGAAGUUAUUUCAUUGUGCAGA
This is a messenger RNA of Acomys russatus (golden spiny mouse), 1007 nucleotides long. RefSeq names its product phosphatidylinositol glycan anchor biosynthesis class F (gene Pigf). The record is from RefSeq and is a predicted model, not a curated record. Gene Ontology annotation, cellular component: endoplasmic reticulum membrane. NCBI's taxonomy places the organism in Eukaryota, Metazoa, Chordata, Mammalia, Rodentia, Muridae. Gene Ontology annotation, biological process: GPI anchor biosynthetic process. Bases 311 to 970 code for a protein of 219 amino acids. The transcript has 6 exons.